Molecule: messenger RNA, 742 nt
Organism: Rattus norvegicus (Norway rat)
Lineage: Eukaryota; Metazoa; Chordata; Mammalia; Rodentia; Muridae
Gene: Dppa5al1
Product: developmental pluripotency associated 5A like 1
Cellular component (GO): cytoplasm
Molecular function (GO): RNA binding
Source: RefSeq, a predicted model, not a curated record
AUUAAACAAUCUUAUAUAUAAGGCUACAUCCUCAUAAUCAAUUUCUUCCCCAAAAGGUCCCCAACGCCAUCACAAAGAAGUUAAGGUUUUAACAUAUAAAUUUGGUUUCUUCUUGAGCCUGGGGCUGUGGGCCAUCAAAGUUAAGUCUGACCUAGUCUUCAUUGGAAAUUGGUUCCUAACCAGGAAUUAAGAUGGCAACCCUUGUGACCCGUAAAGAUAUCCCCCCAUGGGUGAAAGUUCCUGAAGACCUGAAAGAUCCAGAAGUAUUCCAAGUCCACACGCUGGUGCUAAAAUCUCUGUUUGGCCCACAGGGAUCUCGAAUGCCUCACAUCGAGCAGGUGAGCCGGGCCAUGUUUGAACUGAAGAUUCUGGAAUCUUCCGGACUUACGGAGGUCUUAAUUUAUGGCUCUUGCAACCACAAGCUUCGGGCUAAAUGGAUGCUUCAGUCCAUGGCUGAGAGGUACCGCCUGCGCCAGGAAAGAGGAAUGCUCAAGCUGGAGGAAGCCAUGAAGACCCUGGAACUGGGCCAGUGUUUGGAAUGAAGCCAGUUUCCAGUCAGAAUGACUCCCACCUGCACACACACAGAUUGAGCCGUGGCUGGUGUUUGGUUCUGGCGUGGUUUUUAACUACGUUAUAUCCUUUAUAGUCUAACGAGAUAUUCCUGGAUCCCCGCUGUGACUUCUGAUGAGAAUAUCUCUUUUUCCAAGGCUGUUAUUUUAACGAAUAAAAUUUAAAUGAUUAA